This is a messenger RNA of Arabidopsis thaliana (thale cress), 1913 nucleotides long. RefSeq names its product Duplicated homeodomain-like superfamily protein. Gene Ontology annotation, molecular function: DNA binding. The transcript has 2 exons. The coding region runs from base 696 to 1592 and encodes 298 amino acids. NCBI's taxonomy places the organism in Eukaryota, Viridiplantae, Streptophyta, Magnoliopsida, Brassicales, Brassicaceae. Gene Ontology annotation, cellular component: nucleus. Gene Ontology annotation, biological process: DNA-templated transcription; regulation of DNA-templated transcription; regulation of gene expression. The record is from RefSeq and is marked reviewed.
AAAAAAACUCGUAGAUCUUAAUAUGAAUAAUAAAAUAAUGAAAAGCCCAGAAAUUUUUGUCUGGGAAAUACUGAAAGACAAUCACAGCUCAACAGCUUUUUAACUCACCUCUCACUCUCAGAUCAUUCCUGUUUCAUAUUCAUCUCUCUCCCCUCUCUCCCUCUAUAUCUCUCUCUCCCUUUUCGACUUGAGAGUUUGGGUCCUUUGGGAGAAAGAAGAAGAAGAAGAAAAAGAUUGGAUUUUGUUCACUUUAACAUCUUCAAUCUCUAAACCCACCUGAGUUUUCUCCAUUUCUCUGUUUGGUUUCUUGUCAGUUUUCAAGAAAGCGUCCAAAUCCUAGAUCCUCUGUUUUCUCUUCUCUGUUUGCUUUCAUUUUCUCUGGAUUCGGAUCUGACCACUAAAGAGAGGUUUAUCGUUUCAGACAACAAAACUCAAAGAUCGAAUCUAUCUUUUGUCCUUAGAGUCUGGAAAAAGCAGCUCUCUUUUGAUCUCCUCUUUAGAUUCUUCAAAGCUUUAGAUGCUUAUCUCUCUUUCUCUCUCAGAUUCCAUUUGAAUAAAUGCCAUUUUGACAGAUCAAAUAUCUCCCACUUUUCUCUCUCUCUCUCUCUCUCUCUCUCUCUCUGUUUGAGCUCCACCAUUAUCGAAAACUCUGUUUUUUUCUUUCUUUCUUGAUUCGAUCAACAAUCGUUGAAAACAUGAACAGAGGAAUCGAAGUUAUGUCACCAGCAACAUAUCUAGAGACAUCAAACUGGUUGUUUCAAGAAAACAGAGGAACCAAAUGGACAGCUGAAGAAAACAAGAAAUUCGAAAACGCUUUAGCCUUUUACGACAAAGAUACUCCCGACAGAUGGUCCAGAGUCGCUGCCAUGCUUCCCGGUAAAACAGUCGGAGAUGUGAUCAAACAAUACAGAGAGCUUGAGGAAGACGUUAGCGACAUCGAAGCUGGUCUUAUACCAAUCCCUGGUUACGCCUCUGAUUCAUUCACACUUGAUUGGGGUGGCUACGACGGAGCAAGCGGUAACAAUGGGUUUAACAUGAACGGUUACUACUUUUCCGCCGCCGGAGGAAAGAGAGGAUCCGCCGCACGAACGGCGGAGCAUGAGAGGAAGAAAGGUGUUCCAUGGACAGAAGAAGAACACAGACAAUUUCUGAUGGGUUUGAAGAAAUAUGGAAAAGGAGAUUGGAGAAACAUAGCUCGUAACUUUGUGACCACAAGAACGCCAACGCAAGUCGCAAGUCACGCUCAAAAGUAUUUCAUACGGCAAGUCAAUGGUGGCAAAGACAAACGCCGUUCAAGCAUCCAUGAUAUCACAACCGUCAACAUCCCCGACUCUCCUGACGCUGCAGCCGCGGAUAACGCAACCGCAAACGCACCUUGCUCGCCACCUUCCGUAGGAGGAAACCAGCGGGAGACAUCGGAGUGGGAAGGUCAAACACUAUACGAUGAAACAGCAGCUGCGUUUUAUAAUCAAAACGCGUUUUCAGAAACGCUACUUGGAAUGUCUUCGACGCCCUACAUGGCAAAACUUCAGGAGCAGAGUUUUCUGAACGCAUCGCAAUUCGAAUCGUACAAUGCGUAUCUCCAAAUGUAGCUCACAAGGUGAAGAUCUCGGAGAAGUUACGAGUUAUAUAAUCAUUAAUAAUUUUUGUUUUUUCUCUUAAUCGGCGUGCAUAUACAAAAAACAAAAUUAGCUGCUAUUUUUUUAUUACGAGAUACUUAUUUGUUGUUUUGUUUACCAUCUUUUUCCGUGGUUGAUUCAACGAGUUUUCAGCAAAUUAAUUAGGUUUUGUUAUUUUAAUUACUUGAGUGAUUUAUUUUUGUGAUUUGGAACUCUUUUGAGCUCAAAUUGCUUAUUAAUCUAUGCUGUGUCUGUCAUAUAGGCUUUCAUUACAGUAUUUUUCCUUGUUGGUGG